Rhipicephalus sanguineus (brown dog tick) is the source of this 1790-nucleotide messenger RNA. RefSeq names its product TNF receptor-associated factor 6. Gene Ontology annotation, biological process: protein K63-linked ubiquitination; tumor necrosis factor-mediated signaling pathway; regulation of canonical NF-kappaB signal transduction. Gene Ontology annotation, cellular component: cytoplasmic side of plasma membrane; plasma membrane signaling receptor complex. Lineage: Eukaryota; Metazoa; Arthropoda; Arachnida; Ixodida; Ixodidae. The coding region runs from base 67 to 1557 and encodes 496 amino acids. Gene Ontology annotation, molecular function: ubiquitin protein ligase binding; tumor necrosis factor receptor binding. The transcript has 2 exons. The record is from RefSeq and is a predicted model, not a curated record.
AGCGUUCCGAGAUUUCAGCGGUGGGUGUUGCCUCGACUGUGAUAGCGGGCGGCUGCUGCAUUCACCAUGCCUACUCCGAGGCAUCGGUACACCUUGGUCGGUUUUUCUGAGGAAUUGGAUUGGAGAGUGUUGAAUUUCGUGGAACCGAUUCCGCCGCACAGGAUAUGUAAAGCGUGUGGCCUAGUAACCAGAGUGACCGCUUUCCUGCCUUGCCUACACAUUUUCUGCAAGAACUGCUACGAACAGUGCCGCCAUGACGAAGGGCACUGCUGCCCACUCGAUGGUCAAAGAGUCCUGGAGGAAGACGUCGAAUGGAGGGAGUUUCCUGUGGUGAACGUGCUCAAACGGAAGGUGAAAUGCUGGAACGAAGAUCAUGGCUGCGACAUUGUUUUGCCUGCAUCAGAACUCAACAAGCACUUUUGCAAAGAUUGUGACCACCACUCCACUUUCUGUCCGAGAUGUUCGAUGGCCGUACGCUGUAAUAAUGUGUGCGCGCAUAUGCAGAGCGAAUGCAGGGAUCACGUGAUGCCUGUGACGUCCGAGAAUCCGCAGACAAACACCACUGGCGAAAAAGCAAAGAUGAUUGCUUUGAAUGCAAAGCUAGACACACGAGUAGGUGAAAUGAAAGAGAGACUAGACCACCUUACGCAUGGAAAUGACAUCCAAAGUAACCGCCUUAAUGAGAUUUCACAUUGCAUGGACGCAGUGAAAGAAACACUGCGAGAAAUAUCCAGGAGAACUAGUACAUUGGGCAGCGUUGCAUCCUCCACGAAAGCAAUUCAUGAAACUCUAAAUGGUCACAGUGAAAAGUUGCAGCAGCUUGCAGGAACAAUAAACAAUUCACAGGAAACACUGAAAGAAGGCAUGGAGCGAAGUUUGGAACAACUUAGAGAAGAGACAGGAAACACUCUGAAAGCGGGCUUGAGAGAACUUUUUAGCGGUGAGAGUGGUGCACUGACGGAUAGCCUUCGAAAAGAGUUGGAGGUCGCCACGAGGGCAAUCUGCAGCAACUGCGCAGAAAGUGUUGCUAAGAUUGUUGAAGCAAAAGACUGCGAAAAGGAAACCAGUCUAUGUGUAAUAAAUUCUGAAAAAAUUGUAGCUCUAAGCAGAAUCAGUGUUAAGCAAAACGAGUUCGUUGUAGAAGGAUUGAAAGAACUGAAGGAGAGCGCCUUUUCGGUAGGAUAUUGUGCGUAUGAGAAGGAAAAGACGUACAUGUCUGGCUAUCACUUGUCGCCAGGAGUGUCUUUUGUAAGACAGGGACAGCAUGUUAACCUGCAUCUUCGCAUUCAGCUGCACAAGGGAAUGAUCGACGACGUUCUUCAAUGGCCGUUCAAAGAAAAGGUUCGGUUGACCAUUAAACACCCGUCUGAAAACAAAGAAUGGAGAAAGGAGAAAGUCCCUGCAGACAAUCCUGUGCACUAUGCAAAGCCCGAUAAAGCAAGUAAUCCAGCAGUAUAUUUCAUUGAUUGUUCAUUUAACUUGGAUGAUCUCGAACGGGAAGGAUAUGUCGCGGACAACAAGCUUCAGGUUGUGUUAGAGCUUGUUUCGGGAAACUGAGCCAAAUGAAAACAGAUGCAAUUAAGUAUGUGUUAUAAACACUUAUAACAAUGCUUCCGGCUGAAAUGUGUUGAUUGUACUGUAUGCACUCGCACAUCUAUAGGACCACAUUACUGAGGCAUACUAUAGCCUCUUAGUCGCGCCAUAUUACUUCGGAAACGGCUUUUCAAUAGAUGAACAAGUUCCAAUAAAACACAUACAUCUGUUGUAUCAUUAUUUAUGACCGUUUUUGA